CGCGCGCGCGCGCGCGCUGCAAGAUGCCGCAGCAACAGCAGCGUUCGGCCUUCGCGAUUCAGGAGCUGCUGGGCCUCGAUGGCACCGGCAACAGGAGCGGUACCGAUCGCGGCUCCCCGCAGGGCUCGCCGCCCGCCGGGGUGUCGGCCGUCUCGUACGCGCCGGCGGCGCCCCAUCACUCCAAAUUAUGGGAGUACAUGCCCAGCCUGAAUCAUCUCGGCAAUCUUGGUAAUCUGGGGAAUCUGGGGAAUCUGGGCAAUCUUACGGCCUCGCGGAUGGCCUACCUGAACGCGCAAGCGGCCGUGGCAGCCGCCUUUCUACCGCCGCCUCAUCCCCACCCGGCGCACCACGUACCGCAUCAUCAGGUACAUCAACCGGGCCAACUUCCGGCAUCGCCACCCGGCGUCAACCUGCAUCCCGCGGCACAUGCGCAGCACGUACUUCCGGGCACGGCAGUCACCACGAAUCAUCAUCAGCACAGUCCGACUCAACACACGCCGCCUCAUGGAUUUUCGCAGUCGAAAGGAUCAUUCCCGAACACGAGUCCAGGUGUCGGACACAACAUAGAGUCGGGCAAGGACUUCACGGUGGAUGGACUCUCGGGUUUCAGCAAAAAGAAGAAGAAGAAACGCCGUCAUAGCUCCAGGACGAUCUUCACGUCACAACAGCUGGAGGAGCUGGAGGCAGCUUUCAAGGAGGCCCAUUAUCCGGACGUCUACGCCCGCGAGAUGUUGAGUCUGAGGACUGAUCUACCUGAGGACAGGAUACAGGUGUGGUUUCAAAAUCGGAGAGCAAAGUGGCGCAAGACGGAAAAGUGUUGGGGCAGAAGUACUAUAAUGGCGGAGUAUGGUCUGUACGGGGCGAUGGUCCGACAUUCUCUGCCACUUCCGGAAACCAUUUUAAGAAGUGCCAAGGAGAACGAGUCCGUUGCACCAUGGCUAUUAGCUCAAUCAUCUAAGACAAGCGGCUUUAACCAAGAUUUCGAAAAUAAUCAAGAACUGAUUGACUGUGGACCCGUAGGGAUGCAUCGGAAGUCGCUCGAGGCGGCGGAGCAUCUCAAAUCCGGCGGAGAGGACAGCGGCAACGACCAUAACGGAAGCGGAAACAGCCCCCAUCACAAUCAUCAUCAAGGAGGACCAACCAGCUCGGAGAGCGGACAGGAAAGUCAGGAUGGUAUGGGACCUUCUUCGUCCACGAACACACAAUAUUCUUCGAGCGCACACGUAGCUAAAAGUGUCGUACAGGACACGGAGCAGCUAAGAAACGAGAGUAUCGCCUGCCUGAGGGCGAAAGCGCAGCAGCAUCAGUUGCAACUAAGUCUGCAGCCAACUUCGGCGCCACCGAGCAGCUCGUAUCCGUCGGCGCCGCAGUCCAGCACGCUGCACGCCUCAGUUUAAUCACGAUCGCGCCGAUGCCGCGUACUUACAACAAUGACUGACAGUUCCGUGUCCGUUUCGGUAUUCUCCACUUCCGCUACUGACGCACCAUUCGAAAUGGCGCAUGUCAUCUCGCCGAUCUCGGACGGCCGAUUUGGAGAUCCUCGUGAGGAUCUUCACAGCGAUCCUCGCGAACAAAUCGGCAGCACCGAUAUGAAGAUCAAUGAUAUAUUUUUAACCGGUGUCCUCGCGGAGAGGACAGGCCGUGCUGAGGCUGAAGGAUCUUUCCGGUGUCAUUGGCGGAGAUUAGCUCCCAAUUACCUCUUCCGUUCUCUCCUCUACCUCCCCCUUCCAGCUCCUGACGUUCUCCUCCUCCGGAGGCAAAUUCUAUCCGGAGCCGCUGCGAUCGGAGAUGCAGCUCGUCGGCAGAUUCGUCCCAGGGGAGAGAAUUAUUAGAGACUUUGCUCUUGAUUUAUCUCCGCUGAGACUGGUCAACCGACAAUAAACUAGUACGCUAAUCUAAGCUCACUCGUGGACGAGUUCCUCACCGGCGACGCACGGAUGACACGUGGCAGACGAAAACGCAACGUCACCAGAGUAAUCCGGAGUCGAUCUCGCGGCCAGGAAGCGGCGGGUGAUCAUCGCAACGACGAGCGGUCUCGUCUUCGAUGUCCACACUCUCCUGUCGCGUUUCCGCACUUGUAGGCUGGAUCGUGGAGAUCGUGGACGCGUGUACACACAUAUAAAUUCACAUGUACACACAUACAUACACACACAUAUACGCACACGAGCACAAGUACAAGCACGAGCACAACGAAGCAUAAACGAAGCAAGUCCCCCAUCAGCCGUAAUGCAGAGAUACGUUCGCGCAUCUCGCGAGUCGAUCAAGCCGGAUGCGUGGGUUUUGACUUGUCACAGAUUCACGCGAACGGAUCCUUAACAACGACUUGACGAAUUGCAUAUACAUAUAGUAACGAACGAUACCCGCGAGGCGUCUCGGUACGAGAGACGAGACCAAGCGAGAUGAAAUGAAACACCGAGCGGAACGAGCAAACGCCGCAGGAACGGAACAAUGAAACUAAUUGUUAAGCUUAAUCCUCAUCAACGAAGCAGUAGCCUAUCGACGAUGCAACGUAUAUACAAUGAAGAAUCAUCGAUCGACCAGCUGUGGCGGAUGAUCUCGUCGUCGACGAACGCGCACGGCCACGCCUCCUCGUAAGGAGGAAAAUCUCCUCUCGAGUAAGGUCGUCAGCGAAGGACAGACGUAAUUAUUCGAUUCGGCCGAUAGUCCGAAUGGAUUAACGGAUGAAAAUACCUAAUUAGGAGCUAUAUUCGCUUUCAAUAGCGCGCUAUUGCGUACGAGCGCGUGUGUAUGUAUGCGUGCGGCGUGCGUGGUGUGUAUGUGUGUG
This is a messenger RNA of Harpegnathos saltator (Jerdon's jumping ant), 2785 nucleotides long. RefSeq names its product visual system homeobox 1. The record is from RefSeq and is a predicted model, not a curated record. The transcript is spliced from 8 exons. Gene Ontology annotation, molecular function: DNA-binding transcription factor activity, RNA polymerase II-specific; sequence-specific double-stranded DNA binding. Gene Ontology annotation, cellular component: nucleus. Gene Ontology annotation, biological process: regulation of transcription by RNA polymerase II. Lineage: Eukaryota; Metazoa; Arthropoda; Insecta; Hymenoptera; Formicidae. Bases 24 to 1397 code for a protein of 457 amino acids.